UCCCUCUAAUAAACGCCUUAGGUUGACAUUUUCAAUGGCCGGGCAAACUCAACCCAAACCCAAACAACAUGAAAGCAGGACAUGAAUUCUGUCGAAUUGAAUUCCUCUACCUCUCCCUCUGUCACACCAUUGUUCUGUUUCUCCUCUGAAACUGCUAACAAUUGAAUCUUAACAACAACAACAACAACAAAAACCACAACAACUAUGAAUCCGUUUACGAUGGUGAAGGAGAUGUGGAGGGCUUUCUUUUUCGUUUGGUCAAUCCAAUUUUGGAGAAUGUCACUGCUCUGGACACUUUCUAUUCUAUAUUCUCAUUUCCAAUUGUUCAAAGCUUCCAUCUAUUCUCACAAAAUUGUCUCCUAUCCCAGAUGCUUCCCUUCCACAACGCCUCGUAGACCCGUUUGUGUCAUCACCGGUGCAACAUCUGGUCUGGGAUUAGCUACUGCUCACCAACUUUCCAAGGAUGGAUAUGUUGUUGUCAUUGUUGGACGUUCAGAGCAGUUAUUGUCGGAGGCCAUAAGAAAGAUCAAAGGCUGGAAUGAAGAUGCCUGCCUCAAAGCUUUUCAGGUUGACAUGUCAUCAGUUGAGUCAAUCAUGAAGUUCAAAAUGUCAUUGCAGCAAUGGCUUUUGGAUUCUGAUUUGCACUGCUCGGUACAAAUACUGAUAAACAAUGCUGGAAUACUUGCAACAUCACCUAGAGCCACAGCUGAGGGCUAUGAUCAGAUGAUGGCAACAAAUUAUAUUGGUGCAUUUGCUUUAACCAAGCUUCUAUUACCACUCCUUGAGUGCAGUCCUGUGUCUUCCAGAAUUGUGAAUGUGUCAUCCUUUACUCAUCGAGCUGUUAUUGAUAUGCAGGUAGAUGAAGGAACUGUAUCUGGGAAGAGAUUCUUGAGUUCAAAACAAUAUCCAUAUGCAAACAUCUAUGAGUAUUCUAAAUUAUGCCUACUUCUCUUCUCAUUUGAGCUUCACCGACAGCUUUGCCUGAUGGGUAAAUCUCACCAGAUAUUUGUUAGUGUUGCAGAUCCUGGAGUUGUACAGACAAACAUCAUGCAAGAAGUUCCAGCAAUUCUAUCUUGUUUGGCAUUUUCUGUACUGAAACGUCUACGCCUAUUGCAAUCCCCUCAGUCUGGGAUUAACUCUAUUAUUGAUGCUGCCCUUGCUCCGCCAGGGAUAUCAGGAGCUUACUUUUUUGGUGGAAAAGGUAGGACUAUCAAUUCUUCUGCACUUUCCCGAAAUGCCAAGUCAGCACUUGAGCUUUGGGAAACUACGAGUAAUCUACUAUCGGUUACCCCUUUCGGUGUUGAGGGUAAAAGUUAGCACUGAUCGCAUGUCAAUUGAGUAAUCGAUUGGCUUAUUAGCUUAGUUGGUUAAAGAGUUGCGGUAAUAAUGUGAAGGUUACGUGUUUGAGACCUGCAUGUGCCAUAAUUUUAUUUUAGAAGAGGAGUUUUGGCGCAACGGUAAAAAGUUGUUGCAAUGUGACUGAGGUCACGAGUUCAAGUCCUCAAAAGAGCCUUGUGUAAAAAACAGGUAAGACUGCUUACAAUAACCAAGUGGUUGGACCCUUCCCCGGUUCCUGCGCAUAGCAGGAGCUUUGAUGCAUCGGGCUGCCCUUUUUUUACUGAUCACAUGUCAAUUGUCAUGUUGUAUAUUACAUAGGUGCCUAUUAUCUCGUAUGAAGUUCUGAGGUUUCAGUGCAUGCUAGUACACCUCUUUGCUUAUUCUCAUGAUCUUUCUUUAUCAUUUAAGAAUUAUCUUGAAUUUUUUUAUUUAAACUUAUAGUAUAUGCAGUUCUUGGAA
This is a messenger RNA of Lotus japonicus, 1797 nucleotides long. RefSeq lists its product as uncharacterized. NCBI's taxonomy places the organism in Eukaryota, Viridiplantae, Streptophyta, Magnoliopsida, Fabales, Fabaceae. The transcript is spliced from 9 exons. Bases 205 to 1317 code for a protein of 370 amino acids. The record is from RefSeq and is a predicted model, not a curated record.